AUGCCUAAUUUCAAAAAACAAUAUCCGAAGUAUCCAGAAAGCAACUUAAUGAUCCAUUUUGUUCAGUUGAAAGACCAGGGAAUUUAUACUCUUAGAGCAAAUAACAGUAAUGUAGUAAAGCUUUUGAAUUUUUCUCUUACAGUUUACGAGAAGCCACAUGUUAUAUUAAUCGAAGCAGAACUCAAAACUUUUUACACUCUAAACCAAAGCGCAAUAUUCGCUUGCCAAGCCACUGGCAAUCCUAAGCCAAAUAUAACGUGGUUCUACAAAAUGUGUCCAGAUUAUAAUUCUACGCAUAAUUGUAAAACAGUGGAGUUGAAGGCUGAGCAGAGUAGAAAUAGCUUUUAUUCAAAAUUAAAAGUAAAUUUGGCAGCAUUUGGCGAAAUCAUUUGCAAAGCCUGCCAUUUAUAUGCUUGUGACUCGAAAGGACAUGGAAGUCAAAUUACUGACUUAGUCGAUGAUGCACCUUAUGGACUAAUCGGGCCAGAAGAGACGUAUUAUGGUGACAACGUUACUAUAACCUGUGCUGCUGUUAAAAGUAAAUAUUUAUAUUUAAUUUGGUUGGACGACCGCUUUGAAAAAAUAAGUAAUUCAGAAAAAAUUCAUUUAACAUCAAAAGUCACUAAUUUUACUGUUCGUAAGGAACUAUUAAUCUAUAACGUAAGUCAAUUAGAUGAGAAAGACUAUUACUGUGACGUAAAGUCUAAUUAUAGGAGUAUCAAAAGAAUAAGAUACUCCCUUGUUUCUAAACUGCCGAGGAAACCUUAUUUCAUCAAAGACAAUAUGAAUUCUACCAACGUAACUGAAUUAUCAACAGAUGCUCAAAACGUUAUUCAUUUGUUGUGUUACGUUGGAGGAAUGCCAUCACCGAAUCUUACAUGGUACAAGGAUGAUGAACCUUUGGAUCUCCCGGAAGAUCGAUUCAGCCUGUUAUCUAAUAGUCAAAAAUUAAUAUUAAGAUAUCUGAUAACAAAAAAGCAGUUGUUAAAAGCUGGCUUGACUCAUUUUGAUAACGGAGCCGUUGAUUUAAUAAAUCCUGAUCUUACAGUUAAUGAUCAAGCUGAGUAUCUUCCAUAUGAUGAAAAGUGGGAAUUUCCUAGAAAAAAACUACAGUUAGGUCAACAGUUGGGAAGUGGAGCUUUUGGGGUUGUAGUAAAAGCAGAAGCUUCUGGGAUUUGUGCUACGGAGGCUGUCACAACCGUAGCUGUGAAAAUGGUUCACGAAAAUGCUGAAUCAGCUUAUGUUCGCGCUCUUGUGAAAGAAUUUAAAAUUAUGAUGCAUCUGGGGCAACACUUGAACGUUGUAAAUCUUCUGGGUGCCUCUACAAAAAAUAUUGUUAAACGUGAAUUUUUAGUGAUUCUUGAAGCCUGUGCUUAUGGAAACCUACAAGAUUAUUUGAUAUAUCAUCGACAAAAUUUCAUAAAUCAAAUUGAUCCAUCUACUGAGCAGAAUAUAUGGGUUCAGCAUCGUCCAAUCAUUCAAAUACGUGUCCAUUACAAUAAUGAUUUACAGCCAGGCUGGCGUUCUAACUACGAAGCUAAUUACGAAAACUGGAAGCCUAAAUGCAUCUGCUCCCAUGACCUUCUUUCUUGGAGCUAUCAGGUGGCUCAUGGUAUGGAAUAUCUAUCAAGGAGAAAUGUUUUGCACUGUGAUCUGGCUGCCAGAAACAUUUUGCUGGCAGAUAACAAUGUCGUCAAAAUUUGUGACUUUGGUUUGGCCCAGACAUUAUAUAAGGAUAUGAACUACACGAGACUAAACAAUGUAAAGUUGCCAUUUAAGUGGAUGGCCACUGAGUCUCUCAGGGACGGAGUUUUUUCGACAAAGUCUGAUGUUUGGUCAUAUGGUAUAGUGCUUUGGGAGUUAUUUACACUUGCAGAACCACCGUAUGCAGGCAUGCAUGCUUUCGAAGUAUAUCAGAAACUCAUGGAUGGAUACAGGAUGGGAAUACCUAGAUAUGCCACGAAACAUCUUUACAAUAUAAUGCUUAAAUGCUGGGAGGAUGAUUCAGCUCUAAGGCCAUCAUUCACAGAAUUAUCGAAAAGUAUUGGUGUGCUGUUAGAUGAAGGUACGAGAAAGCACUUCGAAAAACUGUACCAUGAGUAUGAGGUUAUCAACAUGAAUGCUGACUUAAUAAAAGAAAAUGAUUAUUUGGCAAAUAUGUCUUCAACGGACCAAGUAGCGCUUGCCCUACCUCAACAGUACUACCAAAAUAGGUUACUGGAGGUUGAAAACCCUCUAUACUUUCUUGUGACUUGA
Molecule: messenger RNA, 2256 nt
Organism: Copidosoma floridanum
Lineage: Eukaryota; Metazoa; Arthropoda; Insecta; Hymenoptera; Encyrtidae
Product: vascular endothelial growth factor receptor kdr-like
Biological process (GO): positive regulation of kinase activity; protein phosphorylation; multicellular organism development
Cellular component (GO): plasma membrane; signaling receptor complex
Molecular function (GO): ATP binding; transmembrane receptor protein tyrosine kinase activity
Source: RefSeq, a predicted model, not a curated record